UUUACCAAAAUAUUUCCAAAAGCAUGAACAGUAUUUUUUUUUCUUCUCUAUCAUAAUUUCUGUUUUUCUCCAAAUCCGAAGAAUAGACCUCUGGGGGUGAGAUGCAGAAUUACAAGGAUGUUGCAAUUUAAGAUGAGGAUUAGGGAACUUUGGUAAUGUUUGCCCCUACCUUGUUUUCUUACCAUGUUAUGGGUAUUCACUAUCAUCAAACCUUUAUGGAGUUUCUUCUGUGGCUGAGACAAUACACUGGCCACCAGAAGUACAGAAAUGAGUAAAACCCAGGUGCAAUCCUCAAAGAGCUCACAGUUUAGUGGAGUAGGCAGGAAUAUAGACAAACACUCUCAAUCUCUGAUCUUAUGUGUUAGGGACAGGAUAUCUGAAAGAAAGAAAGUGAAGACCUCCUGGAAAACAUCCUCUUGGGCUCAUACCCAAUCUGUAUUCUCUCACCUGCCGACCAUGCGGGGCUUCAGUGUCACUCCUUUCCAGCCAGCUACACUCCAGCUGACAGGUAUUCCUGGGAUGCAGACAGGCCAAGCAUGGGUUGCCCUGACUUUCUGCAUCCUCUACCUGAUGUCCAUCACAGGCAACCUCAGUAUUCUCGUUCUGGUGGUUCAGGAGCCUGCUCUGCACCAGCCUAUGUACUGCUUCCUCUCUAUGCUCUCUCUCAAUGACUUGGGAGUGUCCCUCUCUACACUUCCCACUGUGCUUGCCACCCUCUGCUUCAAUUACCGCCAUGUUGGCUUCGAUGCCUGCCUGGUCCAGAUGUUCUUUAUCCACACUUUCUCUUUCAUGGAAUCAGGCAUGCUGCUGGCCAUGAGCUUUGAUAAUUUUGUGGCUAUUUGUGACCCACUACACUAUGCCACAGUGCUCACAAAUAGCGACAUCUUGGCCUUGGGCCUGGGCAUCCUGGCCAAGAGUUUCAUUGCUCUCUUUCCUUUUCCCUUUCUGGUGAAACGACUGCCCUUCUUCAAGGGCAAUGUCUUGCAUCACUCAUACUGUCUCCAUCUAGAUCUCAUGAAAGUGGCAUGUGGAGACUUCCAUGUUAACAAUGUCUAUGGACUCUUCGUGGUCAUUGUCACCUAUGGCAUAGACUCAACUUUCAUCUUGCUAUACUAUGCAUUGAUCCUGAGAGCCGUGCUGGCCAUUGCAUCCCAAGAGCAGAGGCUCAAGGCACUUAACACCUGCAUGUCACAUGUCUGUGCAGUGCUGGCCUUUUAUGUGUCUAUAAUUGCUGUCUCCAUGAUCCACUGCUUCUGGAAAAAUGCUCCACCUGUUGUUCAUCCUGUGAUGUCCAGUGUCUACUUGUUUGUACCUCCCAUGCUCAACCCCAUCAUCUACAGUGUGAAGACAAAGGAGAUUCUCAGGGGGAUCCUCAAGGUCUUCCAGAAAUCCCAGAACUGA
Messenger RNA from Trichechus manatus latirostris (Florida manatee), 1401 nucleotides. RefSeq names its product olfactory receptor 51I1. The record is from RefSeq and is a predicted model, not a curated record. Gene Ontology annotation, biological process: G protein-coupled receptor signaling pathway. The transcript has a single exon. NCBI's taxonomy places the organism in Eukaryota, Metazoa, Chordata, Mammalia, Sirenia, Trichechidae. Bases 268 to 1401 code for a protein of 377 amino acids. Gene Ontology annotation, molecular function: olfactory receptor activity; G protein-coupled receptor activity. Gene Ontology annotation, cellular component: plasma membrane.